Molecule: messenger RNA, 949 nt
Organism: Asparagus officinalis (garden asparagus)
Lineage: Eukaryota; Viridiplantae; Streptophyta; Magnoliopsida; Asparagales; Asparagaceae
Exons: 2
Coding region: 213-791 (192 amino acids)
Source: RefSeq, a predicted model, not a curated record
UGGGGGCCUUUGUGAAAUUAAUUCAUUUUAUAAGCGGGUUGUCCGUGUGUCUUUAUCCCUUGGGGAGGUGAUGCCACUAGCAAGCUAGAAGAGCAGGGCAGUGAAGAAGAGGGGGAAGGAAAUUGGAGGAGGUCCGCUAAUUUGAGUUGAUCAUGUUAUGUACCCCAACCGAUUGUUGCUCUUUGUGCUAGAGCCUGGUGUGUGAGAGAAACAUGGAAAAGCAAUGGCCACAGAUGAUCAUAGCCAUGAAAGGCCACCCAGGCACAGGCAAAUCCACCCUCUCUCGCGCAAUCUCCACCUGUCUCCAAUUCCCUCUCAUCGACAAAGAUGACAUUCGCGACAACACUCUCUCCCUUCAAUCUCAAUACCAGAUCCCCCCAUCUACACUCAAUGACCUCUCCUAUCUGGUACUUUGGCAAAUAACCGAGACCCAGCUUCAACUUGGCCUCUCGGUGGUAAUUGAUUCUCCGCACUCUCGUCGAGCCAACCUCAACAAACUUGUCGAGUUGGCUCGUGCAUAUGGUGCGCAUGUUGUAAUCGUGGAAUGCAGGCCAAAGGAUGAGAGGGAGUGGAGGAGGAGGCUUGAAGAGAGAGCGAGAUCGGGUGGAGAUAAGGGGCACAAGCCUGCGACUUGGGAAGAGAUGGGGAGGAUUAUGGAAGGGUACAAUGGAUGCUGGGAUUAUGAAAUUGAAGAUGUAAAGAAGAUUGUGGUGGAUACUACUGCUCGAGAUGAGCAAGAGAAGCUUGUCAAUAUGGUGAUUGAUUUUAUCAAGUCUAGUAUUGUUGUCUAAAUUAGUCCAUGCUAAGUGUUAUUUAGGAGUUUACAUGUUUUAUAUAAAGUGGGUAACUAUUAGAAAAGGAGCUUAGGGAGUGAUUGUGUACUUAUAACUAGUAUGCUAAAAAAAUGUCUGAACAAGUUGUGCUAUAUAUAUUAUUUUGGACGCUAGUA